Molecule: messenger RNA, 827 nt
Organism: Pollicipes pollicipes
Lineage: Eukaryota; Metazoa; Arthropoda; Thecostraca; Pollicipedomorpha; Pollicipedidae
Exons: 6
Coding region: 1-729 (242 amino acids)
Source: RefSeq, a predicted model, not a curated record
AUGAGCGGCAAGCGCAAGCCGUCGUCGUCGUCGAGCAAGAGCGAGGAGGAUGAGCUGGGGCGAGGCGCCCGCACCAAGACGCAGCCGAAGAAGAAGAAGAACGCGCUGACGGCCGACCAGCCGCCCGAGCUCAAGGAUGAGCCGGCCGCCGGCUCGGCCAGACCCCGCCUCCGUCGGGAGCCGCUGCCGAUGAAGCUGCGCGCGCUGCCGCAGUCUUUCUGGCUGCAGCCCAACGCCAACCAGACAUCCCCCAACACGGGCUCUCUGCCGCCGCUAGUUACCACGUCCAAAGACGCGCAGGACAUCAACGACGUGCAGCCGAUCACGCCGCCGGACCAGCGAAGUCAGCGGCGCUCCCCGGAGCAGACGAGAAGCUUGACCGUCGGCAACCCGGACCUGCUGUUCUCGCUGUUCGACAACGUCAGCCCGACGGGCGAAAAAAAGCGGCUGGCCGUGCUGAAGCGCAACAGGACCAGGAAAGGUAGCGGCCUGACGGGCGAGACGGCGCACGAGGACGACCCUUACAUGUGCAGCUCGGCCACCGAGUCGAUCCUGCCGCUGCUGCCCGACCGGUCCAGCGGGUCCGGCACCCCCGCCAACAAGGGCACGCAGAUUCUCUCCGUGGUACAGAUCCCCGGAAAUACCGACCGGGAAACGAUUUGCCUGCCAUCUCUGAGCGUGGAACACAACUACGCCAACAUCCUCUCGCAGCUCGUGAUGAAGCUGUAGCGUUCCAGGCCAACACGGGUCAAACACCGUCGCUGUAUACGGCUGCCGUAGCGACAGCAGCAGAGCAAGAAAGCCACUCCCCGGCGCAUCAAACGCGA